UUCCCGAAGCAACUUACGGUGAUAGCUUGUGAUAUCUGGAAGGAAGAGGACAUACAGAACGCAGCGGGAAAAGUCAAAGAGAAGUACAAAAAAAUUGAUUUUCUGCUGAAUAGCAGUGGCAUCCUAAACUUAGAACAAAAGGGAGAGACGAAUUUGAGUCAAGUUCACGCGGACUCUGUAUUGGCCGCCUACAAAACAAAUGCUUUGGGGCCGCUGCUGAUGGGCAAGCACUUCAGCUCUCUGCUGCACCAUACUCGCGUAGAAAAGGGCAUGUAUACGGGGGUGAUCGCCAACAUAAGCGCUCGUGUAGGGUCUAUAGGAGAUAACAAGCAGGGUGGCUGGUAUGCAUACAGAGCUUCCAAGGCGGCGCAGAAUAUGAUAACAAAGACGAUGUCGAUCGAGUUGUAUGCCAAACAGGUUCUGUGCGUAGGAUUGCAUCCUGGAACUGUGAACACAUCCUUUUCUGAGCGGUACCACAAGAACGUCAAGCACAAUAUCAAUGAACCGGACGAGGUGGUGAAUUACUUCUGCAAUGUCAUCGGCGGUUUAAAGAUGGAUGAUUCUGGUAAAUACUUAGAUUUCAACGGAAAGGAGAUCCCCUGGUGA
This is a messenger RNA of Sphaeroforma arctica JP610, 606 nucleotides long. RefSeq lists its product as hypothetical. The record is from RefSeq and is a predicted model, not a curated record. The transcript is spliced from 7 exons. NCBI's taxonomy places the organism in Eukaryota, Ichthyosporea, Ichthyophonida. The annotation marks the transcript as partial.